AUGGGAUAUACCCGAUAUACCCCAGGCCCCGGAGCUGCAACAGGUCGCGUGGCCGCGGGACACGCGGCUGCGGCAGCUGCCGGUGCGGCCGAGACGGACUGGAAAAGGAUCGCGGACGUCGUGAAACCGUUGGCCGUUCUGGGCAGCGACUUUCAAGAGGUCCUCUUGUUGGACGCUGACAACCUCCCUGCAGUGGAUCCCAGCUUUCUCUUCGACGAGCCGCAGUACCGCGCCACGGGCGCGCUCUUUUGGCCCGACCUGUCGCCCUUCGAGGAGAAGAUGCCAGAGCAGUGGCUAGCAUUGAGUGCAGGUCACUGGCUCUCUCGCCCCUGCAACCUCAGGUGGGAACAAGAAAGUGGACAGCUGCUCGUGGACAAGGACAGAUGUGCGGCGCCAAUCCGUCGCGCAGCCAGCAUGGCCCUGCACUUGAGGGAGUUGUCGGCCUAUUUGCCGGGCGAUGGCGGUGACAAGGACCUCUUCCAGAUCGCGUGGAGACUGGAAGGCCAUGACUUCGGCAUGUGUCCGCUACCUGCAGCCGCUGGGCGUUUGCAGCCCGAAUGCUCCGGCACGGUGCAUGGGCCUUUUGUAGGCGAGACCAUGGUGCAUCAUUCCUCCAAGGGUUUGCCUUGCUUUUUGCACCGGACCAUCGACAAGCACGAGGACAUGUGGGAGUUGCACUGGGAGGUCAUUGCUCGACCCCUGAAGGAGACGCAGUGCUUGUGCUUGCAGAGGAUUUGUCCCGAUGCCAAGGUCAAGGCGCGAAUGGUGCCGACACGCGCUGCGGACGUGGAGGUGCUGCCGUUCGACCACGUCGUCGUCGGAGACCUCCGCACGCGCUUCGCACGGAUCGUUGCGGAGCUGAGAACAGCAGGAGAUCCAAAAGGCUCCUCCGCUGCCAGUGGCUUGGCUGCCGAUGCAGGCGCCGGUCCAGUGCCACAGCCGCCACCAGUGCCGGCGCUGUGCGGCCACCACAGCGCUGGAAUCUUCCACCUUUGCCGUGGCCGUUGCAGGCAUUUUGCCAAUGGCAGGUGCCAGCGGCCGUGGAGCUGUAAGUUUUGUCACGCUUGGUGA
Messenger RNA from Durusdinium trenchii, 1071 nucleotides. The record is from the annotation of a GenBank genome assembly. Lineage: Eukaryota; Dinophyceae; Suessiales; Symbiodiniaceae.